AUGUCAUUUACUGCUCCUUCAGAUCCUGUGAAUAGGCCGACGAAAGUAAAGGUAUCACAGCUGUGCGAGCUGUGCCAUUCAAGAAAGGCCCUCAUUAGAAGACCGAAGAACUUGUCUAAACUUUGCAAACAAUGUUUUUGUCUGGUGUUCGAGACGGAGAUCCAUAACACCAUUGUGGCAAAUAAGCUAUUCCAAAGGGGAGAACGGAUAGCUGUGGGUGCCUCCGGUGGUAAGGACUCCACGGUGCUAGCACAUAUGUUAAAGCUUUUGAAUGACCGCUACGAUUAUGGCAUCGAGAUUGUACUGUUGAGUAUUGACGAAGGGAUUGUUGGAUACAGAGAUGAUUCCUUGGCUACAGUGAAGAGAAACCAAAAGCAGUACGGGCUGCCCUUGGAGAUUUUCUCCUUUAAAGACCUCUAUGAUUGGACGAUGGACGAGAUUGUGUCUGUUGCGGGAAUAAGGAACAGCUGCACGUAUUGUGGUGUUUUCAGAAGACAGUCACUGGAUCGUGGUGCAGCAAAGCUGGGGAUAUCGCAUGUUGUCACAGGUCACAAUGCAGAUGAUAUGGCUGAGACAGUGCUAAUGAAUAUUCUACGAGGCGAUGUGGCAAGAUUAGAGAAAUCAACUGCGAUCAUCACACAAAGUAGUGGGUCACCGAUCAAGAGAUCAAAACCUUUUAAAUAUUCUUAUCAAAAGGAGAUUGUCCUGUAUGCACAUUACAUGAAACUGGACUACUUUUCCACAGAAUGUACAUAUGCGCCAGAAGCCUUUAGAGGUACUGCAAGAGAAUAUAUGAAGAACCUGGAGGCAGUAAGACCCAGUUGCAUUAUAGACAUUAUUCAAAGUGGGGAAAACUUGGUUUUAAAAGCCAAGAAAUCCAACGCGAAGAAGAGAGUUGUCAAGUUUGUUGACGGCAAUCGCUGUACUAAAUGUGGAUAUCUGUCGUCGAAUAACAUUUGCAAGGCAUGCAUGUUGCUGGAAGGUCUGGAGAAAAGCAGAGCUCAAGUAGCAAUUGAGAAUGACACUUCGAACGAUGGUGCAGCCUUAAAACUGAGGGCUCUGGAGAAACUCAGCUUCUGA
Saccharomyces mikatae IFO 1815 is the source of this 1080-nucleotide messenger RNA. RefSeq names its product Ncs6p (gene NCS6). Gene Ontology annotation, biological process: tRNA wobble position uridine thiolation. Lineage: Eukaryota; Fungi; Ascomycota; Saccharomycetes; Saccharomycetales; Saccharomycetaceae. Gene Ontology annotation, molecular function: tRNA binding. The transcript has a single exon. Bases 1 to 1080 code for a protein of 359 amino acids. The record is from RefSeq and is a predicted model, not a curated record. Gene Ontology annotation, cellular component: mitochondrion; cytosolic tRNA wobble base thiouridylase complex.